GGUGGGAUCAUUGGGAGGUGUUUGCCCCUGAGCGGGAAGGGAUUCUCCUUGGCGGAGUGUGCCCUCACCACCUUGUUCCUGGCUGCUGCCGCUGAGAUUUCAGCGGGAUAUUCCAGCAACAUCUGACCUCUAGGAUGAACCCCGACGGCCCGAGGCGGCGAGACGAUUGAUAUACCGUGUACGGCGCGGUGCAGCGACCCAACCGAUCAUGGAUUUGUGACCUGCUGGAAAGAAGAAAGUCAUGACAGCUUUUAUCGUCAAGGGGCCAGCAGUGUGGCCCGAAAAGGGGGAUGGUUGGGAGGGCCAAGCCGAUCUUUAACCCAGAGAUGCAGAGGUGCAGAAAUAGACAGGAAUCGAAAACUGCAACCACACAGACCUCCCAAAGCUGCAUUCUCUGGGUGAUCCUUUUGCCGGACGUGGUAACCGCGCGAUACGCUGUGUCUCGUGCGUGAUGCUGCGUGUGAGGACUGAUAGUUUCUGAGAGACCCAUCCAUGAUCAAGCGGGGGCAGGGCGUUGGCUGUGGGACGUAAUGUGCCCUAUGUUUCGGGUUGGCGGUGCCGGCGUGUCUCUUGUUGAUGCUGUGCGACCCCUGAUGGCAUCUGUUUCUGAACACAGCGUUGCAACUUUUUCUUGCAGAAUCGUUGGGACCGAGCGAGGCAAUAAUAAUAAGAUUCAACAGAGAGUUGAUGAUGGGAUGGGAAGGAGGCGGGAGCAGCUGAAGCCAAGCUAGGUCCACCGGGGACCCCGUGCGGCCGAAAGGAGAGACACCGUCCCGGGCCUGCAGACUGACAGCAGGUCAGAGCUCGGAUGAACAAGACGAGACAAGACGACCCAAUUCUUGACAGGUCGUACGGGUACCAUCCAUCCAUGCUUGGUGACUUGAAGAAGGUCGCAAUAUCAGAUCCCCAUCACCCACACCGCAGCUAUCCUUCUUCCCUUCCGCUAUAAUUCGGGCAAUACGUACCAAGUAAUAUCAGUCUUCUGACCAUCUGCGGUUUGCAUAAGAACUCCACCCACCGCAGCCCCAGUCAAUCAAAUCCAACAGUGGGCUUCCCUGCUUGGCAAUCCUUUCGAAUCGGCGGCUCUCCCUUCACACAUUUUGUUGUCAACCUCGAGCUAUUAAUAAGCCAGCAAUAGGGACACGGGGUCGAUAUUUACUCAAAACCUGCUUCAAACGCCUGAAGCCCCAGAAAAGCCGUCACUAGGAAGAAACAGUGGAGAGAACCAACCCCGGGACCCAGUCUAUCAACUGCACCUCAAAGGAGAAAGUCUUGGGCUCACAGCAACACACACGCCGUCGUGCAGGUGCUUGCAUUCCUUUUUUCGGUUUUCGCGGCAACAGUGGAGCGAAACGAACGACAAGUAGAGGUUGAUAUCCUGGGCAUCAUCCCCUCAACCCCCUCAAACCCCCCCCCCUCCUCUCUUCUCCCAUUCACUUUCUCUGGGUGUUCACUUGACCACCAAUAAUCCUUCCUCCCACACAAACCCCUGACUGUUUGCCUUCUCCCGAAUUUCUCGAACACACCAACUCCCUGUUCUCUGCGUCAUUCGGGAGCUCCGACCCAAACACGCACGAAAUUUUUCAACAGCGCACCCCAGACUUUCCAGGUUGUCCAGAUUGCUCUCCAUUUUCGCGAACGAAAGACGGCACAUAUAGUAUCUCGAUUUCGCUUCAAAAGACAGCUACUUAAUACCUACCACAUACGCCACCGGUUUUACCAGAGACAUAUACAAAUAAGUAAACUCCGCGCGAUCCCGCCCUCGCGUCCCCCCUUCCUUUCCGAGACUUCGGCAGCGACAGACCGAAACCCCCCCAAAAACGAGACAUCAUGGCGGAAAAACCGUCGGUGUUGAUCAUCGGCGGUCUUGGCUACAUUGGCCGGUUCCUCGCCCAGCACAUUCACAAAAGUAAUCUCGCGUCCGACGUGCGCAUCGUCGACAAGGUGCUCCCGCAGCUCGCGUGGUUGCCUUCAGAGUUUGAGGAAGCGUGUGCCGGCGCCAAGUUUGUGCAGGCAGAUGCGAGCAGAGAGCAAUCGCUCCCUAGGAUAUUCGACCGUGCGGACGGGAAACAAUUUGACUAUGUGUUCAACUGCGGUGGAGAGACUCGCUAUUCACAGGAGGAUGAGGUGUACAAGCUGCGGUCGUUUGAUUUGUCGCUGAAUGUAGGAAGGGAAGCGGCGAAGAGAGGUGUCAAGUGCUUUGUCGAGUUGAGCACGGGGAUGGUGUACAAGCCCGAUUCGUCACCGAGUAAGGAGCAGGACAAGCUGAAGCCCUGGAGCAAGAUUGCGGUUUUCAAGCUGCAGGCUGAGGAGGAGUUGGCCAAGAUUGAGGGCUUGAACCUCGUCAUUGUGCGACUUGCCCAUGUUUACGGCCCAUAUGCGUCUCAAUGGGUCGCUACAGCUCUCUGCAUGGCCAGGGUGUACAAGGCCCUCGAGUCAGAAAUGAAGUGGCUCUGGACAAAGGACCUCCGCCAAAACACAGUGCACAUUGACGAUGUCUCGAGGGCUCUGUGGGCCAUCGCGGGCUGGUACACAGCUGGAAAGGCCAAGUGGGACGACGGCAAGAUGGGCAAGGUGCCAACUUUUAACGUGGUCGACAAGGGAGUGACAACUCAGGGAACCAUGGCUGAUAUUAUCGGGGAGGUGUUCGGCAUCAGCACGGGCUUCCAGGGAUCGUUGAUCAGCACAUUCGCCAAGCUUAACCUCGACAGUGUGGUGGACGAUGUCAACGAUGAGCUUUUGGGACCGUGGGCUGAUCUUCUUGCGGAAGCUGGGAUCUCCAGGCCGGGACCUCUGACACCUUUCAUGGAGAAGGAGCUGUUGAAAGAUACCGACUUGAGCAUGGACGGCUCGAGGUUAGAAGAGGUGGUUGGGUUCACGUAUGAGAAGCCCAAGAUUUCGAAGGAGCUGGUGGAGGAGGUGAUUGAGAGUUAUAAGAAGAUGAAGUGGUGGCCUUGAGGAGUUCUUAUAUACCCUGGUGGAUGUCCUGGAGUUGGGGGAGGGAUGGUCUAGGAUUCGUUUAAGAGAAACGGGGGAAAAUACAACCCCAGGGCUUGUUUUGGAUGGGGUUCUUGGGAAAUGUGACCUGGCCGUCACCGAGCGAGGGUUUGCGAUGUGGAGCUAAUGUAUGGGGGAGGGAGAGGCGCAUCUUGCCCCUGGGAGUUGGAAGGCUCGGGGGAGGCACGUCGAAUGUAAUACUAGGAUACACCGACUCAGAAUAAUCUUUGUUUUCUUUUUAGUUUAGCGCUGUGGUCGGUAGGGGAUCGAGAAGGGAAGGCAAGGCAAGGAACGGUUUAGGUUAAUACUGCAUGAGCUGGUGUUACAGCAUAUACUACUACUUACUACAUUGGAAUAAUACUCAUAACAUAUCAAAGAGUUCAAACAAUGGACCUGAACUUCAUCUUUGCAUUCCUGCACUGUUGUCAGCCACUGAAGGUGAAGCCAG
Molecule: messenger RNA, 3445 nt
Organism: Podospora bellae-mahoneyi
Lineage: Eukaryota; Fungi; Ascomycota; Sordariomycetes; Sordariales; Podosporaceae
Exons: 3
Coding region: 1831-2958 (375 amino acids)
Source: RefSeq, a predicted model, not a curated record